This is a messenger RNA of Pieris brassicae (large cabbage white), 1048 nucleotides long. RefSeq names its product trypsin, alkaline B-like. The coding region runs from base 18 to 812 and encodes 264 amino acids. Gene Ontology annotation, biological process: proteolysis. The transcript is spliced from 4 exons. Gene Ontology annotation, molecular function: serine-type endopeptidase activity. The record is from RefSeq and is a predicted model, not a curated record. NCBI's taxonomy places the organism in Eukaryota, Metazoa, Arthropoda, Insecta, Lepidoptera, Pieridae.
GUAGUCCUAAAGAAACCAUGCGCGUGUUGGUGUUUUUAAUUAUGGUGGCGACCGUUGUCGCGGUAUCCCAGUCAUCAAACCGAAUUGUCGGUGGUAACAUUACCACCAUUGAAUCAUACCCAUUCAUGAGUAACAUGCGAACAUUGAGCUGGGGCGGUUGGUGGUAUCAGGCCUGUGGUGGUUCACUUAUCACAUCUAAAGUUGUGUUAUCGGCUGCGCACUGCUAUUACGGUGCCUUACCAUCGGCUUGGAGAGUCGUGCUUGGUUCAACAAUGUCUUCAAGCGGUGGAUACACAUACAAAGUGUCUCAGUUAAUAUUGCAUGAAAAUUAUAUUGCGGCAUUACAACUCAAUGACAUAGCUAUUGUAAAACUACAAGUCAGCGCUAUAAUGUCCAGUCGAGUGGGCAGAGCACGUAUUGCAGGUUCCAGUUAUAAUCUUCCUGAUGGAACAACAGUCAAUGCGGUUGGGUGGGGUACAACCUCGUCUGAGGGUAGACCAUCGGAGCAGCUGCGCGAUGUUCAUCUAAAAGUAAUCAAUCGAAAUAUAUGCGCUGAAAGGUAUGCCGCUCUCAAGAAACAACCUGGUUACGAAGACUGGCCUGAUAUCACAGUAACGAUGCUUUGUGCUGGUGUUCUUGAUGAAGGUGGCAAAGAUACAUGUCAGGGCGACUCAGGAGGACCAUUGUUACACAAAAAGGAUAUACUUGUCGGGAUUACGUCUUGGGGAUACACGUGCGCUCAUCCACGCUUUCCAGGCGUCAACACUCGAGUCUCUAGUUAUUCAAACUGGAUACUCACCCACGUUAAGUAGUGCAAAGUUAGGCAAUUAACUUAGAAUUUGAUGGUGAAAGUUCAAAGAAGUCAGCAGCAAGAUUUUUUCGACUUCUGCGAUUCUGCGCUUCACCAUUCUUGCCAACUUACGUGCAAAACACGAGGUUUUAUUAUGUUAUAUCAAAAAAAUCACGACGAAGUUUUUGGUACAUGUUUAAAAAAAAGAUGUUAUAUUUUAAAUAAAAGUUAUAAAUUCUACUACUAUCUACCUACUAA